AUGUACCUGGUCUGUCUUGUACCUUUCAGUCCCGAAACAUCAAGAAAACUUGAAACACUUGCCGUCACACUUCUCGGUCCCGAGAUUACAAUUGGGUAUGCAGUUCAAAAUUGGCUUGCCGCAAGGGCUUUCUUAAAACGUGUGCAUAGCAGUGGCAAUCGUGAUUGGACCAUGACGCACGCAUUCUUCGCCGUUGCAGGUGGGUUUACUGUUCGUAUGCCCGAUAAAGACGACUACAGAGUCAAACAUACAACAUUGCAAAGACUCAUAGUGGACGGAUGUGUCGAUAGAUUACCCAUCUUCAAAGCAGAGUUACAGAGCCGAGGCAAAAGCGAUUGGGUUGUUAAAAUUAUUGCUCUAUUUCAGAUUUGCUGGUUUGCAGUGCAGACCCUUUUCCGAGCGAUUCAGCAUCUACACGUUACAGCUGUUGAAAUCAUGACCAUCGCUUUCAUCUUCUGCUCGGUCUUCAUCUACGGUCUCUAUUGGCAUCAUAACAGGGACGUUGAAUAUCCAGUGAUUAUUGAAGUACGCAGCCUCACAGCAGCGUCAGGUGAAAUCACACCUACGCAACAGACGAGAACCUUAGAAGACAUCAAAUCUAUUGAGACGGAUUUCCUGGAGUCCGUCGGAAAGGAUAAUGGUCUUCUGUUUCGUUGGCUUAGUACCGAAAUUGCGGCCUGUGCCUUUGGAGCAGUCCAUUGUUUGGCUUGGAGCUCGCUUUUCCCUACGCCCCAAGAAAGACUUGCCUGGCGAAUAUGCGCUGUGGCAACACUUAUCUUGCCAUUACUAUUUUCAGUAUUUGGGCUCAUACCAUACUGGUAUCUUGAGAGUUUUUGGCGUGAGGACUGUUAUGAGCAUAGCCUCUGGGCCUGGGCAUGUUUUUAUGUGGCUGGAAGGCUGGCCAUCAUUGUCCUGGCGCUAAUGGAGCUUCGAAGUCUGCCGUCUAGCGCACUUGAAACGGUGCAAUGGAGCAAAUAUGUACCACACUUCGGCCCCUAA
Molecule: messenger RNA, 999 nt
Organism: Bacidia gigantensis
Lineage: Eukaryota; Fungi; Ascomycota; Lecanoromycetes; Lecanorales; Ramalinaceae
Exons: 2
Coding region: 1-999 (332 amino acids)
Source: RefSeq, a predicted model, not a curated record